Eimeria tenella is the source of this 1278-nucleotide messenger RNA. RefSeq lists its product as uncharacterized. The record is from RefSeq and is a predicted model, not a curated record. Lineage: Eukaryota; Apicomplexa; Conoidasida; Eucoccidiorida; Eimeriidae. The transcript has 3 exons. The coding region runs from base 1 to 1278 and encodes 425 amino acids.
AUGAAAUUUGUGCACUAUCUUGUUUUCUCACUGUUUGGUUUUCCCAGUGAUGCUGCGAUCCAAACUUUUGGCUCUCCCGAAGUUCCCGAAGUUGCUUCGGCUAAACCGAGCACAUGCAAUGUAGAUACACAGAGCAGCAGCGUUAGCUACGUCGAACCCCUAAUCGAUUUUCAGGCCAAAACUCUGAGGGAUCUCCAGGCAUAUGUGGCAUUGUUGGAAGAAAAGUUGGAAGAGAAGCUGGAGAAGCAUGAGCGCCAGCAACGGGAGGAGCAGCGUUACAUCUUUGUCUUCUUAGCCGUAGGCGCUUGUCUCGCAGUGGUUUGCCUUGUUGCUGUGGCAGCAUGCCAUGUGUACGUGCACUCACUACAAGACCAACUGAGCUGGAUGCCCGAGCAACAGCAGCGUCACGAGCACCAUCCCAGGCACCAAAAGGCAGUCGCUGCACAGUCAAAAGCGUGUGACGGUCGAGCACACGAGGAGCAGUUCUUCUCCCAAGACCACUUGAGGUUAUCGUCCUUAGAUUUUGCAGGGAGUCGCAGGAAGAGCAGCUGCAGCAGCUGUUGCAGUAACCAUUCGCACCCCACUGCUGCAUGCCUAGACACUGUCGAGGAUGACUUGGGCGACGAACAAGACGUCCGGCUGUUCCCCACAAAAGAAGAUGUUGAAAGAGCUAUGGCUGUAGAAGAAGCGCGGGCUGCUGCAAAGUUGUCAACGGAGCUUCAGCAGCAGCAGCUGCAACUAGAGGCCCGUUGUUCCCGCCUCUUUGAAAGACUGCACGAGAUAACGGAUGCCAGCAGGGCUUUCUGCAGCAGCAGCAGUGAAUCGGAGGCGGAAGUGGCGACAGACACUGCUACGUUGGCAAGGAAGAAAUGUACAGAAGGCGAAGAAAAAGCUUCAACAGCAGCAGCGCGUGGAACCACAACAGACGGCGCAGGGAGUCCGACCCAGCUUCCUCGGCGUCAGAGGAAAAAGCAGAAGCUUGCGGCUGAUCCGGAGCGUCUUGAGGAGCAGCAAACGCUGUUGCUUGAGUUACAGCAGCUCUUUAAGGAGAUAGAUAGCACAUUUAAUGGCAACAGGCCGGCUCAUGUCUCUGCUAUGAUUCGCUGCUGCAACGCUCUGCUCCGGGCGGAUGGCCUUGCGGUCCUCAAGGCGUGCGCGGAUUGUCAGCCUCUCCACAACGCAGCGCAAACGAACCUGCAGGAGGCAGGAGAGGGACUGGUGGAGGAGGAGUAUACUGCUCAUGCUCUUGCUGCGGACGAUGCCACCACUGGCACUUGA